AUGGGACGUGCGCCGCGAUCCAAGACAGCCAUCUCUGCAGAGGCGCGUAUUAUAUCGCCUUACUUUGCGGGAGGACAGCGGCUCCCAGACUACAUAAAACCUAACCUGGAUGUUGUGUUUUGUGGUAUCAAUCCAGGAACAGAGUCAGGUGCUCAACGUCGCCAUUACGCGCACCGUUCAAACCAUUUCUACGCAUGCAUACAUAUGGCAGGACUGACAAGUGAGCGACUCACGCCCUCACAAGACAUGACAUUUCCUACAUUGCAACCGUACAGACUGGGUCUCACGAAUCUUGCACACCGUCCGACGGCACGAAGCGAGCAACUGACUCGUAUUGAACUGGAACGUGGAGUACCUGAGCUGCUCAUGAAGAUUGCGCGUUAUCGGCCACGCGUCAUUUGUUUUGUCGGUAAGCAAAUCGCUGAUGUGUUUAUGCGCGUCGUUCGUGCGUCACAUACAAGCGGGACUGUACGUGUGCCGAAGCCUCUAGGCGUGCUUGGUUUUUGGCACAAAUCAGAGAACUGUGAACAUUCCGACAAAGACCGUUCUGAUGGCAAUGGUGACUACAUGUACAUACCCAAAGUCGAUGUGGGCUACGGCGUGUUGCCUAUAUGUAUGCCUCAUGAACAAACAACGAUCAACACAUUAUUUUUCGUCACACCAUCAACAAGUGCUCGUGUCACACAGCACCAGCUGCCUGGAAAGGUUCGUAUUAUGUCGUACAUUCCAAAGCUCCUUGAGUAUGGCUCGUCCAACUUGUCUGAUGAGUCUAGGCAUCAUGUAGACAUGUUGCGUCUAUGCGCACCUGCGGCAUCAUGA
Messenger RNA from Malassezia globosa CBS 7966, 819 nucleotides. RefSeq lists its product as uncharacterized. Gene Ontology annotation, molecular function: uracil DNA N-glycosylase activity; pyrimidine-specific mismatch base pair DNA N-glycosylase activity. The transcript is spliced from 2 exons. Bases 1 to 819 code for a protein of 272 amino acids. Gene Ontology annotation, biological process: base-excision repair, AP site formation. The record is from RefSeq and is a predicted model, not a curated record. NCBI's taxonomy places the organism in Eukaryota, Fungi, Basidiomycota, Malasseziomycetes, Malasseziales, Malasseziaceae.